CCUUACAUGCGUCACAUGACAUCUAGGCCGGCAGUUCGCUAAAAGGGACUUUAUGAAUAUAGGUUUUUUUUCUUUUUUUUUUUUUACAUCACUGAACAUAAUUUUUGAUUGUGUCUUUAUCAGUGUUUACUAAAAUUUAUCAGUGAAGAUUGGCCAAAAUUUGAAGAAGUGAUGGACCAAUUCUUGGGACACUGGAAGCUUGUAAAAAACGAUAACUUCGAAGCCUACCUGAAAGCUGUCAAUGUCUCCCUUCUGCUCCGUAAAGUCGCCAGCAGGGUCACCACAUAUGAAGAAAUCACACAGGACAUUGAUCACACGUGCCACCUCAAACUGACCUCCACAUUUACUACUAACACCCUCACCUUCAAGCUGGGUGUCCCCUUUAAGGAGAUCACCCCCAGUGGGCAUCGAAUGAAGACCACAAUAACAAUCGAAGAUGACAAAUGGAUCCAGAACCAGUUGGCCGAUGAUCCGACAGCCGUCGAUUCCAAAGUCACACGAAGACUUCUUGAUAUGGAUAACAUGAUCGCGACUUAUGAAGCAGGUGAUGUGGUGGCCUACAGGACAAUGACUCGUCACAAAUCCUAGCAGCACAAGGGAGAAGAAAGCUUGACGAUGGUCAAGGUUUGGGACUGAGGUCAAGGGUCAAGAUCAAGGUCAAGCUACCAGGCCUAACCCAGGCAAAAAUCAAGAUUCCACAUCAUUUAUGGUUGUCUGUCUGUGUGUCCUGUGUCUGUGUGAAUUCAAAUGGGUUGUGACAUCAUCAGCUUUGUGUGUCAUAUUGUCACUACGUGUCCCUUUACCUCUCAUACAACAUGGAGUAUGGCCCCUUAAUUGUUAUUGUUAAGAAAUAAAUGUUACAAGAAAAUAUCUUUAAAAUAUUAUUAUCAUCAUCAUCAUCAUCAUCAUUAUUAUUAUUGAAUGAGAGAGCAGUGCAUGCCACCAAAGUGACACUGAGGUACAAAUAUACGAAGCCCAUUAUACCCAUCAUGACUACCCGUCUGAUAAGGGUACACCAAGCACAUGCAUCACAACCAUAUAUGCACGACAUGGUGAUAUAAUAUCAAGAUAAGCAGGUCCCUGAAUAAGGUUUGUUUAAGGAUGUUGAGCAAAACACCCAUGUUUCCAAAGGUAAAUUAUCCAAACCCCAAAGAAUUCCUCUCAACAUAUGGCUAUGAUGCCCCCCCCCCCAACUACUUCUGCUCAUGAUCAGAGAUGCACAUAUCGUCAGCCACCAAGGGACAUGCUCAACUGGUUAAGGUCAAACAAAUGACAAGAAAAUCUGUGGUAUUGAGCAGAAUAUUUGCUGUAGCUCAUCUUUUAUACCAAGACAAAACAAUGUACGUGAUAACAUUUCCAAUCAAUUAAGAUCAGAAGCCAUGAGAGCCACUGUCUGGUGGCAUCAGGAUUUUAUUAUUAUUACUAUUAUUAUUAUUAUUAGUAUCAUUAUUAUUAUUGUCGUCGUCAUUGUUGUUGUUGUUGUUGAGUUAUCCUGCUCAAAUAUUCUGCCUGUUUUAUGUUCAAACCAGCCAGAUCUGGCCUCUCACAUCAUUGAAAUCUCAGGUCUAUGAGAUAACGCAUGAUUAAUUCAAAACAAUGUGAAUAAAUAAGCAUUAGAUUUGAUAGUAUAACCUGAAUAUUAACCCAUUACCUCCCAUAAUUCUAUUAACUGGAAUUCUUUUUAUGAAACUUUGAUUUCUAGCAUAAAACAGCCUUAGAAACGC
Octopus bimaculoides (California two-spot octopus) is the source of this 1724-nucleotide messenger RNA. RefSeq names its product fatty acid-binding protein homolog 5. Lineage: Eukaryota; Metazoa; Mollusca; Cephalopoda; Octopoda; Octopodidae. The record is from RefSeq and is a predicted model, not a curated record.